Messenger RNA from Pichia membranifaciens NRRL Y-2026, 2605 nucleotides. RefSeq lists its product as hypothetical. Lineage: Eukaryota; Fungi; Ascomycota; Pichiomycetes; Pichiales; Pichiaceae. The transcript has a single exon. The coding region runs from base 116 to 2491 and encodes 791 amino acids. The record is from RefSeq and is a predicted model, not a curated record. Gene Ontology annotation, cellular component: membrane; mitochondrion; cytoplasm. Gene Ontology annotation, biological process: peroxisome fission; mitochondrial fission. Gene Ontology annotation, molecular function: microtubule binding; GTPase activity; GTP binding.
UUCAUCUACCGUGGAUCAUUGGAAGACCAGAAGCUUCGGUUGGGCUUAGUAGUAAACAAGGCGGUUUGAGGAUUAAAGCGUCGACUUGGUACUUGGCUGAAACACUAUAACCACGAUGGCCGCGUUACAAGAAUUGAUUCCCGUCGUCAACAAGCUCCAAGACAUUGUGACGAACACGUCCCUCACUGAUUUGGACUUGCCUCUGUUGACUGUCAUUGGUUCCCAGUCUGCAGGUAAAUCAUCGGUGUUAGAGAACAUUGUUGGAAAGGAUUUCUUGCCAAGAGGCACCGGUAUUGUUACCAGACGGCCGUUGAUCUUGCAGUUAAUCCAUUUGGAUGACGAUGAUCCAUUGUUAAGUAGAGCAGACUACGUUGCAGAUGAGCCAAGCGAACCCUCCGAGAUGACCCUUGAACAGCAUCUGAGGAGCCAAUCAAGCUCAAAUGAGAUCAACGGUAAAGCAGCAGGAAGCCCACCACCUGCUGAAUGGGGUGAAUUUUUGCACAUUCCUGGGAAAAGGUUCUACAACUUUGAUAACAUUAGAAAGGAGAUUGAAAACGAAACAUCGAGAAUUGCCGGAAAGAACAAAGGUAUAAGCAGAAUCCCGAUCAAUUUGAAAAUCUACUCUCCCAAUGUCCUGAACUUGACACUAGUAGAUUUGCCAGGUUUGACGAAAAUCCCAAUUGCGGAUCAACCAGUGGAUAUUGAGAGACAGAUUAGAAAUUUGAUCUUGGAAUACAUUUCAAAGCCAAACUCCAUUAUUCUGGCAGUGACUCCUGCCAACCAGGACUUGGUUAACUCUGAAGCUUUAAAACUCGCAAGACAAGUGGAUCCACAGGGUAAAAGAACCAUUGGUAUCUUAUCAAAAUUGGACUUGAUGGAUCAUGGUACAAAUGCCUUAGACAUUUUGACCGGUAAAGUAUAUCCCUUGAAAUUGGGUUUUAUUGGUGUUGUAAACAGAUCACAACAAGACAUCAUGUCCAGAAAGUCUUUAAAUGAUUCCCUAGCUGCAGAAAUGGAGUUUUUCAACUCACAUCCUGCGUACAAGACAAUUUCUGCAAGGUGCGGUACUGCAUAUUUAGCAAAGGUUUUGAACAAAACUUUAAUGAACCAUAUUAGAGAAAGAUUACCAGAUAUCAAGGCAAAGUUGAAUACUCUCAUGGGACAAACCGAACAGGAGUUGGCAUCCUAUGGAAAUUUGAACAUUGUUUCCAAAGAAAACAGAAGCGGUUUGAUUUUGCAGAUGAUGAACAAGUUUGCCACCAGUUUCAUGAACUCGAUCGAAGGUAACUCAAGUGAGAUCUCGACCAAGGAGCUCUGCGGUGGUGCAAGAAUAUACUAUAUUUACAAUGAAGUGUUGGGCAAUUCUCUCAUGUCAAUCAAUCCUUUGCAAAACUUAACCGUCAUUGACAUCAGGACAGCAAUAAGAAACUCCACUGGUCCGAGACCUUCUUUAUUUGUGCCUGAACUAGCUUUUGAUCUGCUGGUGAAGCCUCAAAUUCAACUACUUGAAGGACCAUCCCAUAGAUGCGUUGAGUUGGUUUACGAGGAAUUGAUGAAAAUCUGCCAUAAUUGUGGCAGCCAAGAAUUGGCAAGAUAUCCAAAAUUACAUGCUAAGUUAAUUGAGGUUGUGUCAGAUUUAUUGAGAGAAAGGUUAGGCCCAACUACAAAAUACGUUGAAAGCUUGAUUGAAAUCAAUCGUGCUUAUAUAAAUACCAAUCAUCCAAAUUUUGUUGGUGCCGCUACUGCCAUGGCAAGUGUCGUCGAAGAAAGACAAAAACAGAAGGAGCACGAGCGUGAUCACGAAAAGCAUCUUUUGUUAAAGAGAGAAGAAAGCGCAACCGCUCCUGCCAAGGUUGCCAAAGCUGCUGCUUCAACUGCUGCUGCUAAUGCUGGAAACGGUAGUGCUUCUGCAGAGUCUAAAGAGCAUUCUGCCAAAUCGAACAAUAAGCCAGAGUCAUCUGUUCUGGAUGCCAUUUCUUCUUCAUCACAUUCUUUGACUUCCGAGUCUAGACCUGAAAAGGAAAAUUUCUUGAACUUUUUCUUUGGUAAGAAGGAGGAAGUCCAAGGAAAAGUUGAGCACAAUAAAAUUGCACCAUUCAGCUACCCUACAGAGACCGAAAGUAGCAAUCUUCAAUUUCAUUUACCUAUAGAGGAUUCUAUCCAGCAUCAAAUGGAUCAAUUCCACCUGAACGAGGAGCAACUGUCUGAAAGAGAGCAGCUAGAGUGUGAGCUCAUCCGUAGGUUAAUUGCUUCCUAUUUUUCAAUCGUUAGAGAAACCAUCAGAGACCAGGUUCCUAAAGCUAUCAUGUGUUUACUUGUCAACUACACUAAAGAGAGUGUGCAAAACCAACUGGUACAAAAAUUAUAUAAAGAAUCUCUAUUUGAAGAUUUGUUGUAUGAAGAUGAAGCAUUGAUACAAGAGAGAGAGAAAUGUGAAAAGUUGUUGGACACAUAUAGACAAGCUGCAACUGUCAUCAGUGAAGUUAUGUAGAUAGUUAGACCACAUUAUAUUUAUAAAUAUGUAAAAUGACAAGACAUGUAGAAACAAAAAGACUUAUUUAAAUCUUUUUCCUUCUCUGUUUUUAUCAAACUCAAGGCUGUGCUG